CACAGGUCACAUCAAUUAUUCAGACACCUUUAGUUUAUAACACAUAUAUUCCUUGCUACUUUUGUUACUUUCUGGAAGUGGAAAUUUCUCGCGAAAUUUACUUUCACUUUCACUUGCACACAUGUCUUGACAUUUGUUGUGAGUGUCCACAUUUAUAAAUGAUAUCGCUAAUUAAUGCUAUCCUUUUCUUUUGAAAGAAAUAUUGAUGAUUGAGAAUGGGACUAUGAAUUGAUCUUGCAGAAGAGCGGAACUAUGACUGGACACCGGACAAUGAUCUAUAAAACAAUAUCAGUUUAGUGAAUUAAUGACACAAAUUCAUGUGAAUACUGUUUGUUCAUUUUUUGCAUGAACUUAGAGUUUCGGUCAAUAUAUUGGAUACAAGAAAUAAUAAAAUGUUAUUAUGCAGAAUAUUUUUUGAAGAAAACAAAACAAUAGGAGAUUGAUUCAUUGAGUUAAAGAAUGGAAAUUACGGAAUUAUUCAUAGCAAUAGUAGUGACAGUUGCCGUUAUCAUAGUUACAACAUGCUUAUGGUUGAAGGACUCGCAAAUGGUCAUAUGGUUCAGUAGUAAAAUUAUAUAUGGAUUGAGUGAAUCAUGGAAGACGAUUUUCAAACGACUUGGUAACAACACUAGCUCAUUGACAGAAGCAGAAGAUAACUUUUUGAGGAUGUUCAGAUUGAUGAGUAAUGUUGCGCCUAAGGCAGUAAGAGAUACAUUCGAUCAACAUUUUCCUCCAUCAAAUCUUGCAUCCAGACUUGCAAAAGAUAAACUUUUUAUAACUCAGAAAUUGUUCUACACCAAAGUUAUCAACAGGAAACAGAUGGAUCUCUUAUAUCCAGCUUCAGGCAACACUUCUUCGGAAAACUAUGACGUGACACUUAUGAUCUGUCUAUUGAGAAAUUUAAGUACAAUCGUUCCACCCUCCAACGGAUAUGACCAAAUGCCACCAGCGACAGAAAUCAGUGACGGGUCUGAUUUAGCCAGAAUCAAAUACUACAGAAAUCAAAUCGUUCACGCUGAGAAAGAUGAAAUAGCAAAGCAAGAUUUUACUAUAGCAUGGGCGUGCGUAUCUAAGGCAAUAGUAAGACUUGGUGGAAUUACAUACAAAUCCGUGUGUGACGAAGUGAGCCAAAUGAAUCUAAACAAAGAUAUCUUAACAUUUGUACGUCAAGAUUUAACAGAAUUCAAAAAGGAAAUUGGUUCAGAAUUGAAAAAAUUGGAAAACCAAACUGAUCAUAUACAGACAAACGUAACAAUGCUUAAAGAUGAUCAUGAAAAGUUCAAGGAUGCAGUAAAGAUUACAACAUUAGAUCUUUUUACAAAAAUAUCGGAAUAUGAAUUUCAAGAUGACCACAUAGAUGAACUGUCGUCAGAGUUUACCAAACAGAUACAAGAUCUCUCAACAGAAAUUAAAGAUCGAGCUGCAGAUACUAUUCCAGUGAAUAUAAGAUCUCAAAAUGACCAGUAUAUAAAUGAAUGGAUAAAAGAUGACAGCGAAUUUAUUGUCACAAGGGCAGCAAAACAUGUUGCAGCAUCUAUUCAGUUACAGAAUUGUGUUGUUGUCACUGGGAGUUCAGGGACUGGAAAAUCGUCAAUUAUUCACCAUGUUGCAUUAAAUUUGUUUAAACAAGAAGGGUAUGAAAUAAUUUCGUUAGUCACAGGACCUUCAGAUAUAAUACACUAUCGUGAUUUAAGAAAGAAACAAGUUUUUGUUAUUGAUGAUAUUUGUGGCAAGGAGACAGUUAAUAUACAAACAGUAUACACGUGGAAAGAUCAUUUGGAAAAAAUAGAAAAAAUAUUCAAAGCUGGCGAAAAUGAUAAACGAAUUUCUAUGUUAAUGCAUAAUAUUAUACCAGGGAAUCCGGCAAAACUACUUAUUUCUUGUAGACUACAUGUAUUCAAAGAUUUACAAUUCCAGCAACUUAAUUAUUUCGCAAGUAAUGAAUGCAAUAUCGUAUCACAAGAGCUUUGUCUCUUACUCGAAGAAAGAAAGCUAAUGAUAAAUCAGUACAUUUCAAACGAUAUGAGCAACCAUAUCGAAACAUAUUUGGAAAAUUUUGAUUUCUUUCCACUGCUUUGUAAAUUAUCCAAGGGAAAAUCCUUAGCUGACCUAACGAAGCUGUUCACAGCCCCAGUAAAUACUAUAAAAGAUGAAUUAAUGCACAUUAUAAGAUUUCACAACAAAAUUCCGUUUUGUGCUAUUGUUCUUUGUGUAUUAUUUGAAGAUGGUUUUAGUUUAGAUUUGCUGAAGCUUAAAACUUCAUCUCAGGAUACAAUAAAGCUUAAGUCCGUGUGUGCAGAAUUUGACAUUGAUGUAAAAAAAGAAAUGUCCCGAACUGCGUUACGAGAAUGCCUUGCAAACCUAGAAGGAACCUAUUUAAAAAGGCGGGUAGAUAGGUAUACACUUAUUCAUGACAAAAUAUAUGAAAUUGCAGCUGUUAUUUGUGGACAACAUUUACAAGAAUGCUUUAUUAAAUUUGCGCCCAGUGAAUUCAUACGGGAUCAUUACAUUUUCGAAUCGUUCAAGGACAGAACAAGUUGUGACGAAAACUUAAUAGUUCUCUCAAAAGACAUGAUACACGAGUACUUUGUCAGACUGAUCUUAGAUUUGAAAAAUAAUGAUUUGAAAAGUAUAUUUCAUAAUAAACAGUUACGGUUUAGUUCAUUUAGAUUGCAGCUUCUUUCGUUUUUCAAACGUAACCUUGAAGUUACACGUUUACUGUUGGCAUUUGACAGACGCAAUAGACGUAUGUUCUAUGGGUAUUCCUCGGUGUCCACACCCACACCGUUAAUGGAAGCUGUCACAGAAGGAUAUGUAGACAUGGUUCUCUAUCUUAUUGAUAUAAACUGUGAUGUCAACGAAGUAGACAGUAAGGGAAGGUCAACUUUAUAUAUCGCAUGCGAGGGAGGUCAUACUGACGUAGUGAAAUUACUUUUGGAAAGAAAUGUUGAUGUAUCUAAACGUGGAUCAUUCGGAAUGUCACCACUUUAUUUGGCUUCAGAAAGAGGGUACACAGAUAUAGUUAAGUUAUUGCUUGAUAACAAUGCUGCGGUAUCGCAGACGGAUGAUUUUAAACAGUCUCCAUUUUAUAUGGCGUGUAAAGGAGGGCAUUCAGAUAUUGUGAAACUGUUACUAGCAAAAAAGGCUGACAUGUCUCAGCGUGAAAAGUUGUCUGGUAUGUCAGGAUUACUCGUGGCUUGUGAACUAGGACAUGUAGACACUGUAAGAAUGUUAGUAGAAAACAAUGCGGAUAUUUUGCAUUGUGACGUUAAUAAAAGAUCAGUAUUGUAUAUGGCUUGUAAAAAAGGAUUUACAGCUAUAGUAAAAUUGUUAUUGGAGAAUAACUGUAAUAUAUCGCAGUGUAAUAACCGCGGACAAUCCCCAUUGUCUGUUGCUUGCAAAAGUGGUUAUGUAGACAUUGUUAAACUUUUUCUUGAGAAACAAAUUGAUAUCUCCAAAUGUGACAGACAUGGACAAUCACCACUGUAUUUGGCAGUUCAACAAGGGCAUACAGAUAUAGUGAAACUUCUACUCCAAACCAAGGCUAACGUUUCCCAAAGAGGUUGGUCAAGGCAGACACCUUUGUAUGUUGCUUGUGAAAAAGGACAUACACCUAUUGUGAAAAUCUUACUGCAGAGUGGUGCUGAUGUCUCUCAUUGUGGGAAGUUUAGACUUUCGCCUUUGCAUGUCGCUUGUAUUGCAGGGCAUACAGGUAUUGUUAAAUUGUUACUAAAGAACAAUUCUGAUUUGCACCAAUGUGACAAAUUUGGAAAGUCAUCAUUGUAUCAUGCUUGUAAAGCAGGUCACUCGGUAAUAGUAAAAAUGCUAUUGGAAAAAAAUGCUGAUGUGUCUCAGUGUGACAAACACCAUCAGUCACCUCUAUUUAUUGCAUGUGAAGGAGGGCAUACAGAAUCAGUGAAACUCUUACUGCCAACGAAUGUUGAUGUCGCUAAACGUGACACUCAAGCACAGUCGGCACUACAUGUAGCUUGUCGAAAUGGACAUACAAGUAUAGUAGAAUUAUUGCUUGAAUCCAAAGCCAAAGUAUCUCAAUAUUGCUGGGCAAGGCAGACACCAUGCUUUUUUGCAUGUAAAGGGGGCCACAUUGAUAUUCUUACAUUACUCCUGAAAGAAAAUGCUGAUAUCUUGGAAUGCAACAAGUAUAAACAGUCACCACUUUAUGUUGCUGCGGAAGGAGGACAUACAGAUAUAGUGACCCUGCUACUUGAGAACAACGCCGAUGUCUUUCAACUUGACAAAAAUGGUCAGUCCGCUCUUUACAUUGCUUGUAAAGGCGGCCAUACGAAAGUCGUUGAACAUUUACUUUCUAACAAUGAUAAUGUGUCUGAAUAUGACCGAUGUUGUAAAGAGUCAUCAUUAUAUGCUGCCUGUGUAAGAGGACACGAAGCUAUAGUUAAACUUUAAUUUAAUG
Messenger RNA from Mytilus trossulus (common blue mussel), 4432 nucleotides. Its product is annotated as serine/threonine-protein phosphatase 6 regulatory ankyrin repeat subunit B-like. The transcript has 7 exons. The record is from RefSeq and is a predicted model, not a curated record. Gene Ontology annotation, cellular component: ciliary inversin compartment. Gene Ontology annotation, biological process: protein localization to ciliary inversin compartment. Gene Ontology annotation, molecular function: protein binding. Lineage: Eukaryota; Metazoa; Mollusca; Bivalvia; Mytilida; Mytilidae. The coding region runs from base 460 to 4425 and encodes 1321 amino acids.